AUGUCAAAUGGAUGCAAAGGAAAAGAACUCUGUCCACGUUUAAUUGAUUAUUUGGUGAUAGUUGGUCGACGUCGUGGAAAAUAUAUAUCUCAGACAAAUAUUAAUGAUGCAUCAUCAUCAUCAAUGCCACAAAGUGUAACACCUGAAUUGUUGAGACGUUAUCCAAAUGAUGAUCACAAGGAUUUUUUUCUUCCUACCGAUGUUACAGUAUUUUGUCAACCUGAAGGUUGUAUCACAAAAGAAGUACCACGGGAUUCUCAUUCACAUCGAGAAACAACAAAUUUUGUUUUUACAUUGACUGAAAAAGAUUCAGCAAAAAUUCGCUAUGGAAUUUGCUUAAAUUUUUUGCAAAGUUACGAAAAAUAUCCUACUGCAUCUAUGGAUGGUAAAAAUAUUUUGAGCAGUAAUCGUUCUCACAAAAGACUUGAUCAAAGGCUUUCAUUAACAAGCUUAUGCUUGAUUAGCCAUCAUCCAUUUCUUUCCAUAUUUCGAGAACUGCUGGUGUUAUUGAAGAGAUUGAUCGAUGGUUGUAGUCAAAGACUUAGCGAAGGUGGACAAUAUUCAAAAGAUAUGAUUUGGGCAAUACUUACGGGUUGUUGGACGGAACCAAUACCACCAAGGGUUAUGCAAGAUAUUCGAGAAUUGGAAACAUGGAUUUUGAUGUUAUUAAGUGCACCAGUUUCUGUUCCAGGAAAAACUAAGAUACUUUUAGAGGUAUUACCAUCAAACAUUAUACCAAUUUUUGAAUUUGCUCUUCCUGAUCAUACGCGAUUUUCAUUUGUUGAUUUUCCACUUCAUUUACCACUUGAACUUCUUGGAAUUGAUACAGCUAUGAAAGUAAUGGCUGCUAUAAUGCUUGAAUCAAAGGUUGUUCUACAAUCACGUAAUUACAAUGCUGUUAGUAUGUGCGUCUUAGCACUUGUUGCUCUAAUGUAUCCAUUAGAAUAUAUGUUCCCCGUUAUACCUUUACUUCCAUCUUUUAUGUCCUCAGCUGAACAAUUAUUAUAUGCACCGACACCAUUUGUAAUCGGUGUACCAGCAUCAUUUUUUGCCCAUAAAGCUAUUGAUAUACCAAAUGAUGUUAUUGUUGUUGAUCUUGAUACAAAUCAAUUAUUGAUAUCAGAUGAUAUUGACAUUCCUGAUAUGCCGGAACCAGAUAGUACUGAAUUAAAGAAUAAUUUACGUAAAUCAUUGGAUAAAUUAUUGCUAAGUGUACCAGAAAUGGAAUCGAAAAGUGAUGAAAUGGUUGAGAUGAAUUCUGCAUUUGAUAGUGACGCUGUUGAUAUUGCUGUUCGCGUUGCUAUGAUCCGUUUUUUUAAUAGUGCAAAUGUAUUUGCAAAUUUUUGUGAGCAUACGCGUACAUUACGUCUUUAUCCACGACCAGUCGUUGCACUUCAAACAGAAUCUUUCCUGCGUAGCCGUCCGCAAUUUACACAAUUUAUUGCUGAACUUUGCAAAACUCAAGCUGUGGAAUAUUUUGCUGAAUGUUCCUUAUGUCCACAUAAUGAAACAUAUGUACGAGUACAGGCAGGAACGGAUGAUCCAAAACAAAUUGGUGAUAAAGGAAAAUGGUUUAACGAAUCGUUGAUGCCUAUUCAUUUUGCAAUAUAUUCGAAUGAUUCGACGCUUGUUGAUGCAUGGCAAAAAGCUGCAAAGGAACGACAAAACAGUGCAACAGAUUCUAACGGCGAUGAAGUAAGUGAUGCUGGAAAUACUGAUGGUGAAAGCUUUUCCAGCAUUGAUGAUCUCUUGUUCGAUAUUCCUGAUCAAACGGAUACAUCUAUCGGAGCAAAAUCACUUGCAGAAGUAGAUGACGUUUAUAAGGAGCCACUGACGUUAGCUAUUCCGAGAAGUGAAAGUGUACACUCAGUUCAUAGUUCGACAAGCAGUGGCCAAUCUACACCAUCUUCAUCAAUUUCAACAUCAGCAAUGGAUAGUGAAGCUGAUUUUGCAAGACUUGCCGACAAUUUGGCAUUAAAAUCAGAUAGCAGAGGUGACUUUUCGUUUCGUCCUUCAAAUGAAUCAACUCCGAUAAAUGAUCGUCAAACCUUAGCAUCUCGUAGACUAUCAUCCCAGUCCGGAAGUUCAACCAGUACAGCAACCAACAAAACACCACCAUUAAAAGCAGCUGGUAUUAAGGGUUUGGCUCAAUUAGCAGAUUCAGGUGAAAAAGUUCUUGGACCACAGUUCAUGAAUGCACUUAAUGGAUAUGCAGAGAGAAGUCAUGAUAUGUUAAAUCAGGUUUUACAUCGUACAGCUCCGAAAGCUCAAGCUAUACGAGAUAAAGCUGUCCGUCCAAUUGCUUUAGCUGCAGCAAAUCGAGUAGAACAAAGUCAACAUCUUGUAAGGACAAGAAGUAGCAUGAUUGGCGACAGAAAUGCUAAUGCAGCUGCACAACAAAGUAAGAAUCAACAAAUUGUUCGCGAAAUAUGUAAUCAAAUCCUAGCUGGUCAAGGAGUUGGUGUUUUCACAUAUCCAAAAUUGAAACGAUUAAUGGAAGAUGAAAGCUUGAGACAACUUGUUUGUUCCAAAUUAAAUCUCAGUCUUGAUGUGCAACAUUAUGAAGAUGAUUUCAUGCAAGAUAUGCAAUUAACUCGAAAUCAAUAUAAAGGAUAUUUGAAAGUUUUGCAAACAUGUAUUGCUGGUUUGGAAUGUUCAUACAAUUCAUCUGAUUCUAAUGGUUUAGCUUCAUUAUUUCAUGUACUUGAAAUUGCCCAUUCUCAUUAUUGGACAAAAGAAACUGAAGUUACAUCACCACAAAGUGCAUCUAGAAGUUUGCUUAAUACUCCAUCAUCAUCACUAUAUGAUGUACAGCGACAACAGCAUGAUAUUUCAUCACCGAUACAUCUGCCACCAAUUCCAAUCCAACCACCGCCGUCUCUACCAUUCCCUGUAAAUCAAGUUCCUAAACCUCCCAUACCACCGCGUAUUUCUCAUGAAAUUGUAUUACCUACUGGUCCACCACCACCACUUCCACCACGGCCGGGAGUUCGUCCAAGUACACGUGAUAAUGCGCAAUCAAUGUCAAAGCCUAAUGUCCAAUCAAAAAAUUUGGAAGAAGUAACGAAGACAAACAGUACUUUAUCACCUGAUACCAAAAAUUCCAAAUUAAAAUUAAAUCCUGUUAAUAAAAUAGAAAAAAUUUCGACUACAUCUCGACGUCCAUCAUUCAGUUCAACCAUUAAAUCUCGCUUUAAUUUGCAUCCACCAGAUAGUUUGUCACUAGAUUCAACAACUUCAUUACGUGUCUCAUCUGAUGUUAAACCAAUACGACACUUCAUUUAUCAAGAUUUGAUAUUGCCUUCACCAAAUCCGUUAUGGCAAAAAAUGGAUUUUUGGGAAAAUGCAUUUUUCGAUGUGGUUGCACGAGAACGCGAUAUUAUAGGAAUGGAUCAAGAACCAUGUGAAAUGAUUGAUAGAUAUUGUGGUUUGUCAGAAUCUGAAAAGCGCCGUCUAGAAUUAGAGGAAGAUCAUUUAUUGUCUACAUUACUUCAUAAUUUAACAUCUUAUAUGAUUAUGUGCGGUUGUGGUCAACGAGCUGUUCAACAGAAAAUACGACGUUUGUUAGGUAAAGCGCAUAUUGGCUUGGUUUAUUCAAAAACAAUCAAUCAACUUUUGGAUGAACUUCCAAAAACUCAAAGUAAUGGAAUACCACUGAAACCACUCGGAAGUCGUCUUAUUCAAAAACGAUUAUUUACUGUUCAUGAAGGAGCUACAGCGCAAGAUCCGUUAGUAUUUAUAGAGGUAUGCGAUGACGCAGUUGUACUUCGAUCGGUACUUGGCGCUAUUACAGAACGAUGGUGGUAUGAACGUCUAGUCAAUAUGACGUAUUCUCCCAAAACACGUCUUUUAUGCUUAUGGCGACGACAUGAAGGAAAAGUGUAUAUGCACAAAUUUUACACAAGAAAGUGUCGCGAAUUGUAUACUACAAUGAAGGAAGCAAUGGAGCGAGCUGCUAAACGAGGUAAAGUUACACUAUCUGGCCGAGAUUUGGGUGGUGAAUUUCCGAUUCAGGAUAUGGAAUCAAAUCAAGGUGGAAUACUACAAGUACGAUUAGAUGGUGUAGCAUUGCUUUUCGAAGAUAGACAGCAUUUCGUUGAAUUGAGCAAUUUUAAAAAAUGUUGUACACUUGGUAGAAAUGUAUUUGUUCUUCAGGAAUAUGAUCGUAAAAAGAAUAAACUAAUACAGAGGCGUUAUUUAUCCCAAAUGGCUGAUCAGAUUUGUUAUGCGGUUUUGUGCGUUUUCUCUUUCGUUGCUACAGGACGUCGAACAAGUGAUAUGAUUUAA
Messenger RNA from Brugia malayi, 4287 nucleotides. It is a transcript of the gene Bma-aex-3, whose product is annotated as Regulator of presynaptic activity aex-3, putative. Bases 1 to 4287 code for a protein of 1428 amino acids. The transcript has 31 exons. Gene Ontology annotation, biological process: regulation of Rab protein signal transduction; regulation of apoptotic process. The record is from RefSeq and is a predicted model, not a curated record. Gene Ontology annotation, molecular function: guanyl-nucleotide exchange factor activity. Gene Ontology annotation, cellular component: cytosol. Lineage: Eukaryota; Metazoa; Nematoda; Chromadorea; Rhabditida; Onchocercidae.